Entelurus aequoreus (snake pipefish) is the source of this 1805-nucleotide messenger RNA. RefSeq names its product polyhomeotic-like protein 2. Gene Ontology annotation, molecular function: zinc ion binding; protein binding. Lineage: Eukaryota; Metazoa; Chordata; Actinopteri; Syngnathiformes; Syngnathidae. Bases 275 to 952 code for a protein of 225 amino acids. Gene Ontology annotation, cellular component: nucleus; PRC1 complex. The record is from RefSeq and is a predicted model, not a curated record. The transcript is spliced from 7 exons.
GCCAGUAUCGACCUGAUCCCGAUACCACAACAGUAUCAAUGAUAUCGUUAUUGGGCUCUCAUCGCGCACGCCAGAAGAAGUGUUGUGUUCUUCAAAUAGUACUUUUAAAGAUGCUGUACUUUACAAGUAGUAUGAAGUGAUGUGUUGGCGGGAUGAAGAGAUGAAGUGAAGCGUCCAACGAACAAAGAAAGAAAGAAAGAGAAGCUGUUGUUGCCUCCAAGUCUCCAUUGUUGUCCGUCUGAGUCCGGCUGGUCCACAAGGUGAUGGUGCAGUCAUGACCCCUGGCAAUGGCAACACCAACAGUAGCCACCAGCGAGGAGGGAGCAAGGCAGUCCAGGCCAUAGUCCAGUCCCACAUCCUGACACACUUCAUAGAGGGCUUUGUCAUCCAGGAAGGUGCCCAGCCUUUCCCGGUGGAACAUCCCACCUUCUCAGUGGACUGCCUCAGGAAACACACCUCGCACCCAAGGAUGAACGACUCCGAGUGUCUGCAAGAGGCCGUGCUCACCUGUGAGCUCUGUGGCAAGGUGGACUUUGCAUAUGUCUUCAGAAGGUCCAAGAGGUUCUGUUCCACAGUCUGUGCUAAACGAUACAACGUAGGAUGCACAAAAAGAAUGGCUCUCUUCCUAAAUCGCAAGUCUACGCUGGAGGACAACAAGAAACAAAGACCACUGGAUGAAGAGCACAACAAGGCCAUUGUGGAGUGUAAAAAGCAGAAGUCCGACCCCCACUUCCUCCCGAGUGACCCCGCCCACUGGAACGUGGACCACGUCCAUGGUUUUAUCUGCUCGCUGCCAGGUUGCCUGGAGAUCGCAGAAGAGUUCCGUGGUCAGGAGAUUGACGGGCAGGCGCUGCUGCUGCUGCAGGAGGACCACCUGCUGGGCGCCAUGAACAUCAAACUGGGACCCGCACUCAAGAUCGCCGCUCAGAUCAGUUUGCUCAAAGACUUCUAGCGCCUUCAUCCAUGCCCAUAUUUGGCACGUCUGAUACCAUAUUUAAUGAAUCUUUUCUAUUUAUUUCAUUCAUUGAUAAUUAUUCUCCUUUAUUUGGACAAAUGUGCUCCCUUUCUCUCCCUGGUCUGCUUGCCUUUUUGGACAGGGAAUCCAGUUUUUGUCCUUCUCUCCUGGCACCGUAAAAUGAGUGGCACUGUCUUAUUAGCCGCAGAGUUCAAAGUGUAGGUAAAAAGGUAGUGGCUUAUAGUACGGUAGUAGAGCUAUUAUGUAAGUAAAGAAGAGGAGGGAGGCAGCAGCUCACACAUUCUCAUACUUUCUGUAUCAUCCAGGGGGGGAAAUGUCUUCUAGGUUUUUAUUUCAGUGACUCAGUUAUAUUCAUGACUCCUGUUUGCCAACCAUAGCAGUGGAUCUGCUGCAUGACUCCUGUUUGCCAACCAUAGCAGUGGAUCUGCUGCAUGACUCCUGUUUGCCAACCAUAGCAGUGGAUCUGCUGCAUGACUCCUGUUUGCCAACCAUAGCAGUGGAUCUGCCACACGACUUGUGUUUGCCAACCAUAUAAAAGUUGAUCUGCCACACGACGUCUCCUCGUUGUCAACACGACUCGUGUUUGCCAACCAUAUAAAAGUUGAUCCAUCACUUCCUAUCAAGGAUGACCAAACACUGAAUGACAUUUCCAAUCAUCAACUUUCAGUUUCAGUUCCCCAUAGGACACAUGAGGCAGUGCUAAUCUGGCUGCCAAUCAUGUUACGUCCUUGAUGAUGCAAUGUGUGACCUCAACUCCUCACUUUUAGUGACUCUUCAUUUCAAAGACUGAAGUUUUUGUAUAGCUUUUAAUAAACAGAAUAUGUUUUGC